Molecule: messenger RNA, 1200 nt
Organism: Haemonchus placei
Lineage: Eukaryota; Metazoa; Nematoda; Chromadorea; Rhabditida; Trichostrongylidae
Source: the annotation of a GenBank genome assembly
AUGCGAAGAGAGUGCACAUUCGAGCCAAGCAGCUAUAAUAUUCUGUUGAGUGUGAUAUUCUUCUGUGUUUUUACGCUCUCCCUAAUGGGCAACUUCCUUGUCAUAUUUACGAUUCUAUCGAAAACACAUAGGACACGUUCAAUCACAAACUUCUACCUACUGAACCUUGCUGUGGCCGACUUAUUACGCAGUGUGGUAUGUAUGCCGUUAACACUACUGAGCGAGCUUACUAGGUGUUGGCUACUUGGCCGAAUGAUGUGCAAAACGGUCGCGUUUCUACAACCCGUCGGCGUUUGUGCGUCAGCCUACACAUUGGCAGUGAUUGCCGUUGAACGAUAUUAUGCAAUAUGUCGUCCACUACAGUCCCGUAAAUGGAAGACCAAGAAACGUGCUCUAAUCACGAUCUCUAUGGUAUGGCUAUUCUCCUUCAUUUGUAAUGUCGGUUCAUUAUUUAUAUUCGAUAAUGUGCCUUUUGGUAAUCAUUGGAAUUGCGAUACAACAAAAGGACCGCUUAUCGAUUUCUUCUAUCAGCUCUAUGUGACACUGGUGCUGCUGUUCAUUCCACUUUGCGCUAUGGUCAGCCUCUAUGGACAUGUUAUCUAUGCACUUUCAACGGUCAUAGUCAGCGACAACUCCGUCGACCCCGUCGUUCAACAGUCAAUCAUGCAAGAGGAGACACUACCAUCUGCACACCCACCCAAAUCCAGCAUAGUUCGCACAAACCUCACUCCUCGUCUCUUCGGAGCCUCUCCAGACUUUUUACAGGAAAAACAACAGUCAUUAUCAAUUCCCAGUUCGGAUAAGCUAUCGGUUCGACCACGAUCCCGGCUUUCGUCGAUCAAUACGCUGUUUGGUACUCCAAGAUCGAGUUUUGAUUCAACCAUGUUGCUCAGAAGUACUAAUCAGGAGAAAAUUCUAUGCGCCAAGAAGAAAGUCACCAGGAUGCUGAUGACGAUUGUAGCAGCAUUCGCUGUCUGUUGGCUUCCAAAUUACUUAUGGUGGCUGCUUGUAAGAGCAUCGGAUUUGGCGGGUACUCCAAUAUGGCACUCUGGUCUGAACAUGGCCCUAACGAUACUCACGUAUAUCUCGUCCACAACGAACCCGGUCACCUAUUGCUUCAUGAACAAAGGAUUUCGUACAUCAGUGCUAUCCUAUUUCACAAGGCGGAAGAAAUCGGUAAAUAGCCAACGUUCCAUGUGA